Molecule: messenger RNA, 813 nt
Organism: Heteronotia binoei (common prickly gecko)
Lineage: Eukaryota; Metazoa; Chordata; Lepidosauria; Squamata; Gekkonidae
Gene: DRGX
Product: dorsal root ganglia homeobox
Exons: 6
Coding region: 28-813 (261 amino acids)
Biological process (GO): regulation of transcription by RNA polymerase II
Molecular function (GO): DNA-binding transcription factor activity, RNA polymerase II-specific; RNA polymerase II transcription regulatory region sequence-specific DNA binding
Source: RefSeq, a predicted model, not a curated record
CCUCCUGCCGCCGCCGCCGCCGCCGCCAUGUUCUACUUCCACUGCCCGCCGCAGCUGGAGGGUGCCGCGCCCUUCGGGGGCCCUUCGACGACCGACUUCGACGACGGCUUCUUGCGCAGGAAGCAGCGGCGGAACCGAACCACCUUCACCCUGCAGCAGCUGGAAGCGCUGGAGGCCGUCUUCGCGCAGACCCACUACCCGGACGUCUUCACCCGCGAGGAGCUGGCCAUGAAGAUCAACCUGACCGAGGCCCGCGUCCAGGUCUGGUUCCAGAACAGGAGGGCGAAGUGGAGGAAAACCGAGCGAGGCGCUUCGGACCAGGAAGGGCCCAAGGAGACCAUCGCGGAGGUGACCCCCCCUGGAAGGAACUUGAACUCCCCCUCCCCAGCGGACCAAGCCAGGAAUAAGAAGGAAACCCUGGAGAUUCAACAGAGCCUCAGCAGAGCCGUCGGCCCUUCCGGGCCCUUCUUCCCCUCGUGCCUGCCUGGGACCCUCCUCAACACGGCCACCUAUGCCCAGGCCCUCUCCCACGUGGCCUCCCUCAAAGGCAGCCCACUGUGCUCCUGCUGUGUUCCCGACCACAUGGGCCUCUCCUUCCUCCCUACUUACGGCUGCCAGAGUAAUCGCACAGCAAGUGUGGCCGCCCUGCGAAUGAAAGCCCGGGAGCAUUCUGAGGCAGUGCUGCAGUCUGCUAACCUCCUGGUCUCCAGCAGUCCCAGCCCUGCCCCGGGGACGAAGCCUGGCUCAGAGACUGCCCUGGAGAACAAACCUCCUUCUGCCAUGGACCAGAAUGAAAGUGAGAAUAAUGUCUGA